Neohortaea acidophila is the source of this 2494-nucleotide messenger RNA. Its product is annotated as P-loop containing nucleoside triphosphate hydrolase protein. Bases 124 to 2277 code for a protein of 717 amino acids. The transcript has a single exon. The record is from RefSeq and is a predicted model, not a curated record. Gene Ontology annotation, molecular function: ATP binding; nucleic acid binding. NCBI's taxonomy places the organism in Eukaryota, Fungi, Ascomycota, Dothideomycetes, Mycosphaerellales, Teratosphaeriaceae. Gene Ontology annotation, cellular component: mitochondrion.
AGAUCAUCGACAGACCUGCAAUCGCAUCACGUUGAGCGGCGAACGUGCCUUUCCUUCUUUUCAUCGCGCCCAUAUCCUCCUUCGUUUCUUGUCUGAGCCUCUCUCCCUCGGCGCUCUUCCAUCAUGCGUCGCGCGCUUCAGCGCUACUCGGCCGCUAUUCCUCGCAGCCUCGCCUCCAUCCCCAUCCGACAGACAUCUAGCAUUCAAUGCCUGAGAAGAACCACACCUGCGCCAUCAUGCCUCCUCACACAACCUAACACCAUUCGCCUCAUACACCAAUCCUCCCUCCGACCCCAAUCCGCCGCGGCAGUCGCAGAAGAUGGCUCCGAAGCCCCACACAUCGACACCGGCGCCGUCACGCGGUUCGACGAGCUGCAAUCGCGCAACCUCGUGCAUCCCAAUGUCAUCCGCUCGCUCACGCGAGGCAUGGGGCUGGAGACGAUGACGGAGGUGCAGCAGCGCACGAUCAACGAGGCUUUGCGCGGCGACGAUGUCAUUGCGCAGGCGAAGACGGGUACCGGCAAGACGCUUGCGUUCCUCAUUCCCGUUUUGCAGCGCAUCCUCAAUGACGACCCGUAUCUUGCGCAACCAUCCCACGACCGUCGCGGCCCGCGCACGACUGCCGAUGAUAUUCGCGCACUGAUUAUCUCCCCGACUCGAGAAUUGGCAGAGCAGAUUGCGGUGGAGGCGCGGAAGGUGGUUGCGCAUACUGGGCUGAUUGUGCAGACGGCUGUUGGUGGAACGCAGAAGAGAGCAGGGCUUGCGGCUAUUCAGCAACGAGGCUGUCACAUCCUCGUGGGCACGCCGGGCCGGCUGAAGGACAUCCUCUCCGAUCCCUACUCGCGAGUUCAGGCCCCCGAUCUCAGCGCGUUCGUCAUGGACGAGGCCGAUCGGUUGCUGGAUCAAGGCUUCUGGCCUGAGAUUCAAGAAAUCAUGCGCUACUUGCCCACCCCACAAGAGAAGGACCGACAAACGUUGCUGUUCUCCGCCACCGUCCCGCAGGAAGUCGUCGAGCUGGUGCGCAGCACGCUGAAGCCGGGCUUUCAAUUCGUGCGUUGCGUGCGCGAGGACGAUGAUCCCACCCACGCGCACGUUUCACAAAAGGUCGUCACCGUGCUGGGCUUCGAAAACGCCUUGCCUGCCUUGAGCGAGCUUUGCUCCAAGUGCUUCGAGGCUGCCAAAGAGCCCGGCGCCAGACCCUUCAAGGCUCUGGUUUACUUCAACAGCACCGCAGAAGUCAAUCUCGCCCGUGCCGCUCUCAGCACCCUCGAGCUCCCCGUUGAGGAGCGAAGCAAUCGCAUCUCCCCGCAUCCUUGGGCUCCCGCGCGCGUGUCGGAGAUUCACUCCCGACUCAGCCAGUCGCAAAGGACCGCGGCAGCCGAGUCGUUCAGGAGAGCCGAGUCCGGCGUGCUGUUGAGCUCCGACGUCACGGCGCGAGGCAUGGACUUCCCCAACGUCACCCACGUCAUCCAAGUCGGCCUGCCCACUUCUCGUGAGCAGUACAUCCACCGUGUCGGCCGUACAGCCCGCGCGGGCAAGGAAGGUGAAGCCUGGCUCCUCCUCAACCAGAUUGAAGCGCAAGAAGCGCGCUCAAGACUCCGCGGACUUCCCGUGCAGCGAGACGCCAGCCUGGAAACCGCCGCUCUGGAUCUCACCAAGGAAGGGCAAGUCCCCGUGGCCGCAGGCAAACUGCUCAGCAUGUACCAAAACGCCAUGCGCCGCGUGUCGACCGAGGAGAAGGCGGCGGUAUACAAAGCGCAACUGGGCGUCUACGGCUGGCUGCACGACAAGUCCCUACUCCUUCAGCGAAUGAACAACCUCGCCAAAUUCGGCUGGGGCAUGGCGCAGCCGCCAUUCAUAUCGCCCGUGUUGGCGCAACGGUUAAAACUCAUGCAUAUUCCCGGCGUGAAUAUUGGUAACGAUCCCAUGGCGCAGCGAAGUGGCUAUGAUAGCCGUGGGGGUCGAGGUGGGGACCGAGGCGGGUAUGGUGGUGAUCGAGGUGGUGGCCGAGGUGGGUAUGGUGGUGAUCGAGGCGGCAGAAGUUUUGGUGGUCGAGACGACCGAUCUGGCGGCCGAGACGAUCCGUUUGGAAGCUCGGGUGAUGCAUCUGGCGGACGCGGCGGCGGCUUCGGCGGUGGACGAGGUGGCGGCUUCGGAGGUGGAAGAGGUGGUGGCUUCGGUGCUGGAAGCCGCGGUGGAGGUGGAGGAGGUCGAUACUCGCGAGAUGCGCCCCCGCGAUCAUCUCGGCCGCCUCAGGAUGACCCGUUCCGUCUUUAGGCGUGGGGUGGUUGGAUUGAUUUGCUAGCGUCGUUGACUCGCAUGGUGAUGGCGUCUUCGGGGGCAUGGUCUUUCGCAUAGCGCGGCUUGGGGCAUAGGGAACGGAGCGGGAUUAUGGGUGUAACAUUACAGGAUGGGUUGUAUGUAGAUAGUAAGGCUCUCCAAUCUCUUGUGCUGCAUUGGUCACGAGUAUGUGUCCAAAAGCUAUUGACUCAAA